Messenger RNA from Hydra vulgaris (swiftwater hydra), 1656 nucleotides. NCBI's taxonomy places the organism in Eukaryota, Metazoa, Cnidaria, Hydrozoa, Anthoathecata, Hydridae. The record is from RefSeq and is a predicted model, not a curated record.
UUUAUGAUCACACUUUUAUUUAAUAAAAAACUAGUAUUAGGAAAAAAUCUUAAGAAAUUUUUAAUACUAAGUCACUUUUCAAAAAGAAACUUAUUUAAUAGUUCGAUGAAUAUUUCCUAACUUUUCACCCUAAUAUCGCAUCAUCUUAACAAAGUUAGCUUUACCUACAAUGGAGAACAGCAGUUUAAAUGAGCUUAAUUUUUCAAAACACUUUGAGUGAGUUUCCUGCAGUUGUUUCUGAAUCUGUUAGUUUUCGUCAAAUUAUCCCAAGUCUUCAAAAAAGGAGAAGGCUAAAUGAGCCUUUAAACCCAAAAUCACCUAAUGCUGAAGUUCUGAACGACAAAGAAUGCCAUCGCUAUGGAGACAUUUUCUUGGGAUCAGUUCCAGAACAGGAUAACGUAGCAUUGCUGUUUGGGCAUAUGCUAGUCAUCAACAAGGCGAAAUUGGUCAAACAUGACACCACAGCUGUAUGCGCUUUAAUGACAUCGAAAUCUGAGGCUCUAUAUAAGCAUGUUUUUUCGAAAAUAAAAGAAGUUUUAGAUUUCUCUCCAGUCACCAUUAUGUCAGAUUUUGAACGAGGACUACAGAAUGCUUUAAAAACAACUUGGAGUGAAAGCUUGGUGAAUGGUUGCAGGUUUCAUUUCGAAAAUGCAAUCACCAAGCAAUUAGCAAUUCUUGGUCUUCAGAGAGAAUACCGCCACCAAAUUCAAGUAAAGAAGUGGGCACAAAAAGUUUCAGCACUUUGUCUCCUUCCUGCAAACAAGAUCUUGGUUGCUAGGGGAUCUCGAGUUAUUGAGAUUGCACAAUUUAGUCGCGAAAUCAAAAUCAAACUGCUUGCUUUUAAAAGAUAUUUUGAGAGUUAUUAGCUCAAUAUAGCGACCCCAGAAGGAUUCAGUGUUUAUGGCUUGAACCACAAAACCAAUAACAAUGCAGAGAGUCUCAAUAGACAUUUGAAAUCAAACAUGGGUGAUCGACAUAGAGGAUUUUGGCAGUUUAUGAAAUUGCUUAACCAGCAUGUAAUAGUCCAUACAAUUCAAGAGAUUCAACAGCUUCCCUGCAAUCAGCCAGUCCGCCGUGACCAACGCGACUAUGGUGCAAUUGAAAAAAUGUUUUGAGAAAAAACUUCGAGACGGAGUUUAGACAACUGAUAGAUUCCUUUCAACAGUAUCAUAUCUCUUUCAAAACAUCAAAGUAGUAUAAGAUAAUUUUCCAAGUUUAUGUAUAACACUUCUUAUUUAUUAACCUUUAUCAAUUUUUUUACCAAACUAAUUAGUUUAACUUUAUUUGAUAAUAUAUUAUUUUCCAUGAAAUAUGGAAAAUUGUAUUUGAAAUUUUUAAAUAUUUUUAGUGCUUUGGAUGAAAACGUAAUGAAGGUUGGUGAGAGUCUUCCUUUGCCAACAUCUACUUCAACAGAGUCACCAAAGUGCGUUGUUUGUACCGUCAAUGAACGAAAUGCAUUAGUAAUGCCUUGCAGACAUUUUUUGUUUUGUCAGCCCUGCAUUCAACAAGUCCAAAAAAGCAACACAACUCAUUGUCCCACUUGCCGAGGACCAAUAUCAUCUAUAAUUGAACCUUUUCAAUGGUUCAGUAAAAUUUUCCCUUUUACCUAUAUUUUAAAAACUAGAAUGUCACACAAUUGUUUAAAUUUAUUUAAAA